Molecule: messenger RNA, 2487 nt
Organism: Prosopis cineraria
Lineage: Eukaryota; Viridiplantae; Streptophyta; Magnoliopsida; Fabales; Fabaceae
Product: geraniol 8-hydroxylase-like
Exons: 2
Coding region: 677-2176 (499 amino acids)
Molecular function (GO): heme binding; iron ion binding; oxidoreductase activity, acting on paired donors, with incorporation or reduction of molecular oxygen
Source: RefSeq, a predicted model, not a curated record
AAUUAAAAAAAUUAUAUUUAUAUCAUUCAAGUUUAAAAGAAUAAUGUAUAAUUUAAUUUAUUUCGUGCCUUGUACCAAACGGGCCAUGAGCUGGCCCAAACAAUGUUUAUUUUACUAGCAUUGACUUAACAAUGUUAAAUUGUGUGAUACUUUGAAAGAAGCAUGCUUGUGAUUGUGAACUAUAAAUCAUAUCAAGUCCAUGUUAAUAAAAUAAACACCAUUUGAGCUGGUUCAUGAUUCUUAUGCUUAGUUUUUAAAACAAAAGGACUAGCACAUUAUAGAUUGAUUAAAAUAGAAGGAUAACGAAUGUAUAAAAAUAAAUUACAAGAAUUAAAAACAAAACAUACUUAAAUUAUAGGAACCUUAGAGUUUUAUUUUGUCAACAACAUAUCUAAGCAAAAUUCUUUUUCAACGAUUAAAAAAUUAAUAAGGGAAGUAUAUUCAAUUUAUUUUAUCUCUAUUUAAAAAUUUACAAAAGAAACAGAAAUAGUCUCCCACACGCAUUCUUCCACUUGAACUGUCUGACGUCAUAAAUAAGACGCCAAUUAUUCGAAGUUAUCCUGCUUGAGAGGGUAUUGGACGGAAAAAAUGCACCUUAUGCACCCGAUCCCCAGCCCCCCUUUCUAUAUAUCCGCAGAGGCGCAUACAAAUAAAUGAGAAUAAGCCAGACAUUGCAAUGGAUCACCUUACACUUCUGCUUUUCAUAUCCUUCAUCUUUUUUAUCCUUUUCUUCAUCUUUCAAACCAGAAGCUCCCAGUCUGCAGCUAAGAAUCCACCCGGCCCACGUCCUCUUCCUAUCAUUGGAAACAUCUUAGAACUUGGCACUCUACCUCAUCAAUCACUCACUAAUCUCUCAAGAACUUACGGACCUGUUAUGACUCUCAAGUUAGGAAGAACAACCACCGUAGUUAUUUCUUCUCCACAAGCGGCCAAAGAAGUUCUGCAGAAAAAAGACCAUGCUUUCUCUUUCAGAACAAUCCCAGAUACCAUUAGGGCACACGACCAUGAUCAAAUUUCAGUUGUAUGGAUGCCUCCAUCUUCUCAAUGGAGAGUCCUCAAGAGAAUUUGUGUCACUGAAGUGUUCUCUGCUCAUCGAUUGGACUCUACACAGACUCGUCGUCAGAGAAAGCUGCAAGAUCUGCUAAACUAUGUGGAUGAAUUCUGCAGAAAUGGAGAAGCUUUGGAUAUUAGCGAUGCUGUUUUUACCACAGUGUUGAAUUCUAUAUCGAACACUUUUUUCUCAAUGGAUUUGGCUCGUUAUACUUCUGAUAAGUCUCAAGAGUUUAAGGAUAUUAUAUGGGGUAUCAUGGAGGAAGCUGGAAGGCCUAAUGUUGUGGACUUUUUCCCAGUUCUUCGAGUGCUUGAUCCACAACGUGCACGUUCAAGGAUGAUGAGUCACUUUGGCAAGUUAUUUGCGUUUUUUGAUGGUCUCAUAGAAGAGAGGUUGCGAUUUGUAGGUCUAGAAAUGGAAUUCAAGAGAUUCAAUGAUGUGUUAGAUUCUUUGAUGCAGCUCAUGAUGAAUGAGAACCCACAAGUUAGCCGACCUCAAGUGUUGCACUUGUUUUUGGAUUUAUUUGUUGCUGGAAUAGACACAACGUCAAGCACAAUAGAAUGGGCAAUGGCAGAGCUACUACGCAACCCAGAAAAAAUGAAAAUAGCUAAAGAUGAACUUAGACAGAUCCUUAGAGAAGAUGAACAACUUGAAGAAUUUCAUAUCUCAAGACUUCCGUUUUUGAGAGCAAUUGUGAAAGAAACUAUGCGUUUGCAUCCAUCACUGCCACUUUUGGUACCCCAUAAAACAGAAGAUGAAGCAGAGUUAUGUGGCUGCUUUGUGGUUCCCAAAAAUGCACAGGUCUUGAUCAAUGCAUGGGCUAUAGGAAGAGAUCCAAAUGUUUAUGAUGACCCAAACCAAUUCAAGCCUGAAAGGUUUAUGGACAAUGAAAUUGAUUUUAAAGGGCAUGAUUUUGAGCUCAUUCCUUUUGGAGCUGGUAGAAGAAUUUGCCCUGGAUUGCCUUUGGCUAAUAGGACUGUACACAUUGUACUGGCUUCUCUAUUGUAUCAUUAUGAUUGGAAGAAUCCUAAUGGGUUUAAGGCCGAAGACAUGGAUAUGAGUGAGAUGUAUGGAAUUAGUUUACACAAGGCCAUUCCUCUUAAGGCCAUUCCCAUCAAAGCUUAGAUCUCAUUUCGUGUUUCACCCUUUGUUUGGAUGAAAAGAAAAUAUAGGAAGGACAAAAACUAGGAAAGAAAAUUUUGAAAAAUAUUAAAGAAAUGUACUAUUUUUGAAAAUUUCUUUUCCUAGUUUUCUCUCCCCCCUUAUUUUCUUUCCACUUUUCUUUUCAUCCAAACCUAGCCUUAGUGAUGGUCAGAGGGAGUGGUAAUGUUUCUUUACAAUAAUGUCUAGCAUUAUUUCUAUAGAGUUACAUGGUAGUGAAUGUGGGCAUAUAUGUCAGGAUCCUUAAUUCCUGUUAUGAAAAUUGCAAUUGUGUC